AUGCAGCUACGCGAGACAUUUCAAUUCGGGAAGAUUGCUGCAUCUGCAGAUAUCUGGAAUCAGUCUACAAACAGGCUGGAAAAUAGCCUCACCCAUCCAGUAGAUCUCGCCAAGCUAGAAGCCGAUCAAGAUCCCGAAUGGACAUCUUACCAAACAGCUUUCCAUAAAAUUGGCUUCCGACAUGCCCAUUCCUACGCCCGAAACUUCAUCCCAGUAUUCUGGUCAUCUGAAAUAAAAUAUACAGAGCAAUGGAUUCUACCAGGCUGGGACUGUCUCCCACAAGGAUCCUGCCCCGCGCAUGAAGAAGAAAAGGCGCUCUGGACAACAGAGAUGAUUCAAUUCGCCAUCGACAUGAGCUUCCCAGUACAGGAAAACUUCUUUCCCCAUAUACCCGGGAAGAAGUUACCAAUGGGUAGUAUUGCUGCUACGCUUGAGUUUGCAGAUAAGCAGAGACAGGCUCGUGUACUGGGACAGGAGAAUUGGAGGGCGUUAGAGGAUGAUGGGUCUAUGGAACCCAUUACGCAGACUAUCAAUGUGACGCUUUCCAUGUCGACGGAGAUUAAGAAGAAUCUUCCGGUCUCUGGUGCUCGGUGGCUUUAUUUGAGGACGGAGGUUAAGAGUAUUAUGGAUGGGAGGAUGGAUAUGGAGAUUCUUUUGUGUGAUGAAAGAUUGGAGUUGAUUGCUGUUAGUCAACAUGUUGCCCAGAUUAUACCUUCUGCUAAGAAGCAUGAGAAGGGGGUAAUUAAGGCGAAGAUAUAG
This is a messenger RNA of Penicillium malachiteum, 759 nucleotides long. Its product is annotated as thioesterase-like superfamily-domain-containing protein. The coding region runs from base 1 to 759 and encodes 252 amino acids. The transcript has 2 exons. Lineage: Eukaryota; Fungi; Ascomycota; Eurotiomycetes; Eurotiales; Aspergillaceae. The record is from RefSeq and is a predicted model, not a curated record.